CUCAUCUUCAACUUAUUCAUUUAUAACCACAUUCAUUCAUCACAUCCGAUGACACGCCAACUGACUUUGGGCCUUGUUGGGCUCAUUGCACUGUCCUCAGCUGUGAGCAUGGUGCAUGCGACAAAAGAGGCGACCCCUGACAGCGCCAUUGACGAUGUGGAGAUUCCAACCUUCAAGUCCACCAAAAUCGAAGCGCCAUUUCUAGAGCAAUUUACCUACGGUUGGCCCCAAAACUGGCACACGAGCAAUGCAACCAAGGAGUCCUCUGAUAACGGCGAAAUCUUUAGCUAUGUUGGGCAAUGGUCCGUCGAAGCACCUCAUGUGUUUUCUGGAAUGAAAGACGAUCUGGGAUUGGUCGCCAAGACACCUGCUGCUCAUCAUGCUGUCUCUGCUUCGAUCUCUAAACCGAUCGACAACACAGAAAAAACUCUCGUAGUGCAGUAUGAGGUCAAGGCUCAAAACGACCUCGUCUGCGGUGGUGCUUAUAUGAAGCUUUUGACAGAUUCAAAUGAUGGCAUCAAGUUUAAAGAAUUCUCCAAUGAAACGCCUUACACCAUUAUGUUCGGCCCUGAUAAAUGUGGUACAACCGACAAAGUGCAUUUUAUCUUUCGUCACAAGAACCCAAUCACAGGCGUCUAUGAAGAAAAGCAUUUAGAAUCUGCUCCGCAAUCAAAAGUGGGUCGGAUCACGAGUCUCUACACGUUGGUCGUUAGGCCUGAUCAAACAUUUGAAAUCAAGAUUAACAACCAGGUUAUGUCGUCAGGUUCUCUGUUGGAGGAUUUCAAGCCUCCGGUGAACCCUCCUAAGAUUAUUGACGACCCCAAGGACAGUAAACCUACAGACUGGGUCGAUGAAGCCAAAAUUCCUGACCCUAAUGCACGUAAGCCAGAUGAUUGGGAUGAGAACGCUCCUCCUAAAAUCCCUGAUGAAAAGGCUACAAAGCCUGAUGAUUGGCUUGAAAGCGAGGAAACCGAGAUCCCCGACCCAGAAGCUGUCAAGCCAGAGGAUUGGGACGAUGAUGAGGAUGGUGAUUGGGUCGCACCUUUGAUCUCCAACCCAAAAUGUCAAGGUCGAGGUUGUGGUCCAUGGAUUCGUCCUCUGAUCUCUAACCCGAACUAUAAAGGCAAAUGGUCGCCACCAAUGAUCGAUAAUCCAGCCUAUAAGGGUGUUUGGGCACCUCGCAAGAUCCCCAAUCCCAACUUCUUUGAGGACCUGCAACCUUCCAGAUUUGAGAAGAUUGGUGCUGUCGGAUUUGAGAUCUGGACAAUUCAAAAUGACUUGUUGUUUGAUAAUAUCUAUAUUGGACAUUCAGUAAAGGAUGCGGAAACCCUAGCAGCGGAAACAUGGGAGGUCAAGUAUGCUGUGGAGAAGCAAUUGGAGGAACUGGCCAACCCAACAAAAAAGAAUGAAGAUUCAAAGGAAAAGAGCAAGGAUAAAGAGCUAACUUUAGAAGAGAAUCCGGUCGCUUUUAUUUUGCAAGAUCUGCGCGAGUUCUUCGCGAUGCUGCGAAAAGAUCCUUCGAACGCGGUCAACACUAAUCCCUUGUCGGUCUUUGUACUGUCAGGCAUCGUUGGUGUCGGGUUUGGGUUAAUGUUGAUUAUUCUCGGUCUGAAGAGCGGUGUUUCCAACGAGUCAGCGACUGCCCAAACCAAGAAAUCGGAUAUGCCUACUGCAGACGAUAAGAAGCAGGGAGGGGAAGACGAAGAUGCAAGUGCAAGUGGCUCAGCAAUUAGCGCUAACACCACAGAUGAACAGCCUGUGCGCCGGAGGACCAAUGUAGCAGGAGAUGCUGAAUAAGAGUAGUAUUAUGCUGCUUAUAAAAAAAAAAGAACCCGUGAUCCGCAUUCUUCCUUUUCUUUUUCUUUAUUCACUCACAGUAAAUGUAAAAAAAAUAAAUUAAUAAAAAAUGGC
Lobosporangium transversale is the source of this 1911-nucleotide messenger RNA. Its product is annotated as Calreticulin family-domain-containing protein. Gene Ontology annotation, molecular function: calcium ion binding. Lineage: Eukaryota; Fungi; Mortierellomycota; Mortierellomycetes; Mortierellales; Mortierellaceae. Gene Ontology annotation, cellular component: endoplasmic reticulum; endoplasmic reticulum membrane. The record is from RefSeq and is a predicted model, not a curated record. The transcript has 4 exons. Bases 49 to 1797 code for a protein of 582 amino acids. Gene Ontology annotation, biological process: protein folding.